UGAUUAUUUAAAAGCAACUGCAAUAAAAUAUUUCCUAGUUUAAUUAUUAACACGCAAAUGAUUGCACCCUGCACUGUUGCUAUCUCGCUUGAUAGACCCAGUCAGCUCGGGCUUGUUUACGUAAACAGUUGUCUUUCGUUUUCGGGGAACGUAUAGGUUAGUUUCGUUUUUCAGCAAGCGCUGUCCUCCAGAUCAGUAAGAUUGAUAUUUCUCUGUAUAUGCUACGUACUUAAUAUGUAAUACGGUUCAUGAUGCUGAAAAGAGCGAUGUUUCGCUGUGGACAGCUGUGUUCGCGUGUGUUCGCGGUGGAGUUUGACCUACGCACUGAACCUCUUUAUUUCACGCUGAGCUCAACCCCGCAAGAGCUUCAUCAGGCUCAUCAGCAGCUCUUUGGAGGCGAUGAGAAACUCUUCUCGCUUCAUGUCCACAGUGACAGCAGAACUGAGAAAGCGCGAACGCACGCCGAAAUAAAACACAAGCUGUCCGUCGCUCUGUCGCGCGACUGCGAUGUUUUUGAAGCGUCCGCUUUCAUACCGGACGUCAAAAACAGCGUCGAUAAGGGAUUUUUUAUACGAGACAAAUCCACUACAAGCCUUUCGGAGGACGUACUGAAGACGUUGCAGCAGAGUAAAUCAGUAUGUGUGUUUUCAUACAAGCGCGAGGGUCAGUACUGCUGGCAGGAGCUGUGGUCACCUGUCAAUCAAGUGGAGGAGUCAGUGAGGCAGUACGUCACACCUGCAGCAGCAGCAGAGCGUCACCCGUCCACACUGAACAUCACGAGCUCUGAUGUCUACUACUGCAUGAAUGACGCCUAUGAGGUUCUUCGGGAGUGCACUGAAAUUAUCCCUGAGUCAAAGGAAGUGCUGAAGCUUGUAGACGAACAGUUGGAGACCAGCAGGGGUGAUGCAUUUCCUGUCAUUGUGAUCGAGGGACUGGAUGCCACAGGUAAGACUACUCUCACAGAAGCCCUGCGGGAGUCUCUGAAUGCUACUCUGCUGAAAUCUCCUCCCCAGUGCCUGGCUCCUUUCAGACAGCGCUUUGACUCAGAACCACCCCUCAUCCGCAGGGCCUUUUACGCUCUGGGGAACUACAUCACUGCUGCCCACAUCGGGAAAGAGUCCCUGAGGGCUCCCGUCAUAGUGGACAGGUACUGGCACAGCACAGCAGCGUAUGCCAUUGCCACAGCAGUUGGUGGAAGAGUUGACAACCUCCCAAAGCCAGGCUCAGAGCUCUACCAGUGGCCAGAAGACUUGCUCCAACCAAACCUGGUGCUGCUCCUCACUGUCAGUCCAGAAGAAAGACUGAGAAGACUCAGGGACAGGGGACAGGACAAGACCGUCGAGGAGGCUGAGCUAGAGAUCAAUCAGCUCUUCAGACUUAAAGUGGAGGAAGCUUACAAGAGAAUCCAGAAUCCUGCCUGCAUCAUCGUGGAUGCAAGCCCCUCUCCACGAGAAGUGCUUCAACAAGUGCAGCAUUUAAUUAGGAACAAAUGUCACUUGAAAACAAACAACCAGCUCUCUACCCGACGAGACCAGAAGCCAUGCAAUCUCUCCACACACCACUAGAUGGUAGUGUAGUGUUACGAUUCCACCCCCAAUAAACUACCUCUACUGUAAGAGCCCCAGUCACAGUCAGAUGAGCCUGGGGAUUGAAAGGGAGGCUGGUGGCUAACUGCCAGCAUAUAUUUCAGGGUUCGUAUCUAGACAUGUCACAGCAUAUUCCCCUGCCCACCAAGGUUUAGUGAUGACACGAGAGGGUAAGUUAUUGCGGGUGCCGUGGCUGGACGUCAGCUCUCAUACGCAGGGUCACAGCAUGAACUUUUCUCAUACUGACUUAUUCCCAGCGAAACACAGGAACUCAGCUAAAGAGGUUUGAGAAUUCAUCAAUCACUUCAAUUAGAUUUAAACACAAGAACUCAUUGUUGGUCAGCUCGAUGUUCACUCCUUUAGGAGAUGGAAUCAAGGGACCUUAUGGAGAUAUUAAAAGCAAUAGAUCUACAGGCAGUUUAAACUUGCUUUGAUUUGUUGCUGUUGCUUUUGGACACAGAAUCUGAUUAUUAAUUAAGAGUGAUUUGCUAGGACAAAAGUGUACACUUUAACUCAGCUUUCAGUUCCAGAUUCCUUAAAGUCUGUUUAUUAUCCUAAAAUGAUCAGCCAAGAAUAAAUUGUAAUCUAAUAUAAAUCUUUUAAA
Messenger RNA from Carassius gibelio (silver crucian carp), 2190 nucleotides. RefSeq names its product UMP-CMP kinase 2, mitochondrial-like. NCBI's taxonomy places the organism in Eukaryota, Metazoa, Chordata, Actinopteri, Cypriniformes, Cyprinidae. The record is from RefSeq and is a predicted model, not a curated record. The coding region runs from base 249 to 1565 and encodes 438 amino acids. Gene Ontology annotation, cellular component: cytoplasm; mitochondrion. The transcript has 5 exons. Gene Ontology annotation, biological process: dTTP biosynthetic process; dTDP biosynthetic process; dUDP biosynthetic process. Gene Ontology annotation, molecular function: ATP binding; dTMP kinase activity.